Molecule: messenger RNA, 408 nt
Organism: Aspergillus tanneri
Lineage: Eukaryota; Fungi; Ascomycota; Eurotiomycetes; Eurotiales; Aspergillaceae
Exons: 2
Coding region: 1-408 (135 amino acids)
Source: RefSeq, a predicted model, not a curated record
AUGAAGUUCCAAGUCCUUGUUUCGUUCCUCUCUCUGAUCAUCAGCCUUGCCAAUGCUCAGGCAGCCACUCCUACGGAGCACUACAUCAAUUGUGUCCAGCAAAUGAUGCCUGGCCUCUUUGCGACGUACCACUGUGGUCAAGCCACAGCUCUCGGAGUUAGCGCCAAGGGUAACACUGCAACCAAUCCGGAUGCGUGUGUACUUGCAUGUGAGCAGACUAGUGGUUGCGUUGGAAGCAUGUGGAGCGCUCGCCCUGGCCCUGCAUGCUACCUUGUCGAACAUCAAGGCGAACCCGAGCUGCGUGUUAAGACACGAGUGGCGUACAUGACCUACCGCCGGGAGGAAAUUGUGGAUGAUCCCUUCCCUGAAGAGGAGUGCGAGGACCGACUGGAGGACGUGCAAACCUAA